Castor canadensis (American beaver) is the source of this 717-nucleotide messenger RNA. The record is from RefSeq and is a predicted model, not a curated record. NCBI's taxonomy places the organism in Eukaryota, Metazoa, Chordata, Mammalia, Rodentia, Castoridae.
AUGUCGCUGCCCCUCCGGCUGCCCUACAGCUCUCCCGCGCGGCGGCUGCGCGCGGUCCUUCUGCUCCCCUACUUCCGUGCCCCUGUCACGCCCCCACCAUCCCCAGUCUGGUCCCCCGAGCUCGACUCCGAGAAGGAAAGCAGCUCCCCGGAGGGCGGCUCGGAGGAGGAAGCGGCUUGGGUUUGUGCCAGAGGCAACUGGGGUCGCGUCCUGAGCGGCAGCGUCCGCGUCACCCCCCAAGGCUGGGCGUCCGUGGUCCCUCAGAGCACCCACCACGCACUCCGAGCCUGGCCCAAGCUGCCUGGACCCCUGCCCGUUGCCGCUGCCUCUCCCUCUUCCCCGCGUGGGGUCUCGGUGCAGCGCUCGGAUUCGCAGCCUACCCGCCCUGCGCUCCUCUGUCGCCGCCCCUCUGCCCCGCACGGUCCCGGGAGAGCCAAGGACCGCCAGCCUGGUGCCUCAGGAAGAGCCUCCACGGGCCGAAGAGAGCCAGAGACGAGGAUAAAUAGCCAGAUUGAAUGGGGCUGGAGGACCAUGGAGCGUAAAACACCGCCUCUCCCAGCGCCUCUGACUCUGGCCAGUAGAGGGGUCACUGGCCGCUCUGCAUGUCCUAGGAAGAGUAGGAAGCUGGGCAAGAUGUCCAGCGCCUCACCAGAAAAAUAUCAGGGAAACUGCAAGAAAGUUAGCCUGGAACACAAGGGAGUGGAAAAGCCCAGAUGA